This is a messenger RNA of Penicillium brevicompactum, 873 nucleotides long. RefSeq names its product carbonic anhydrase. Gene Ontology annotation, biological process: carbon utilization; cellular response to carbon dioxide; cellular response to oxidative stress. The coding region runs from base 1 to 873 and encodes 290 amino acids. Gene Ontology annotation, cellular component: cytoplasm. Gene Ontology annotation, molecular function: carbonate dehydratase activity; zinc ion binding. NCBI's taxonomy places the organism in Eukaryota, Fungi, Ascomycota, Eurotiomycetes, Eurotiales, Aspergillaceae. The record is from RefSeq and is a predicted model, not a curated record. The transcript has a single exon.
AUGGCCGUCGCAAGACUCACCGCGCGAUCCGGGUUCCUCGCGCGGGCAGCAGGGACAGCCCGGACCUCACCGAGCCCCCUACAAGCCCCCGUGUCUCGAGUUUCCCGCGCGAUUCGCGCGACCGGACUCACACCACGCCCCGUCUCUUUCUCAACCUCCACCUCCUAUUCCUGCGCCUCCAAACCCACCAGCGCCCCAACCACGGACCCCAAGUCCGAACCCCAAACUGACGCCGCGGACCACACAGAUCGGUACGCAGCCGGCCUGCGCCUGAACAAAGAAUGGGCCGCCCAGACCGCCCGUGAUCACCCAGAACUCUUCCCAACCCUCGCAAGCGGCCAAAAGCCCCAGAUCCUCUGGAUCGGCUGCUCCGACUCCCGCUGUCCGGAAACUACCUUCUUGGGCCUGCACCCGGGCGAUGUCUUCGUGCACCGCAAUAUCGCCAACGUCAUGCACCCCGGCGAUCUCAGCUCUUCCGCCGUCAUCGAGUAUGCGGUGCAGUAUCUCCGCGUGAACCAUGUCGUGGUUUGUGGGCAUACCGCGUGCGGUGGUGUCGCUGCCGCGAUGGGGAAUAAGAAUCUUGGAAUUUUGGAUCCUUGGCUUUUACCUCUGCGACAACUGCGGGAGCGUAACCUUGAAUUGCUUUCGUCGAUGACUGCCGACGAGGCUGCGAUGAAGUUGGCGGAGCUGAAUGUUCGUGAGGGGUUGAAUGUUGUUAAGCAGAAGGGUGUGGUGCUGAACGCUAUUCAGGAGCGUGGUCUCCAGCUUCAUGGGUUGAUCUAUGAUGUUGGCUCUGGUGUUCUGAGUGAGUUGGAUACUCAGGAUUCGGAGGAGGUGAUUCGCGCCCGUCUGACGGCGUUCCAGACGGAAUGA